This is a messenger RNA of Oppiella nova, 1044 nucleotides long. The record is from the annotation of a GenBank genome assembly. Lineage: Eukaryota; Metazoa; Arthropoda; Arachnida; Sarcoptiformes; Oppiidae.
AUGCCCAAAGCUUUUCUCAUCCGUAAGAAGGCGUCGGGACGGGACCACUGGAGACCCGUCACACCACCGCCCAGUCCUGAUGAAGAAGACAUCCUCCACACCAGGGAUUUACCAAAAGAAGAUGGAAUUAACACAAAUAAGUUGAUGAGAGAAUCGCCUCUUAAGAUCGACCACUCGUCCAAUCAUGCAUUCAGUCCAUCAUAUAGUGGUGUCAUAUUGUCAUCGCCUUCCAGUUGUUGCACCAGUGAUAGUGACAACGAUUUCAGAGGCUUUCAAUCCGAUAAUAAAAGAGCAACUCUUGAAAGAGAGGAAAAUCACAGCACGAAAACAGUCUCUCCUGUCAGAAGAGUAUCCGUUAUUCACACCACACAUAAGCCCUCGUCUGUCGUCGAAUCGGCUGAAGAAGACUUGGACUCGCCUAUAGACCUGCCUAUACCGCCCGUACAGAUCAUUGCACAACGACUGGGACUACCAGUCCAUGUGAUCGGCUCAUUAGAGUUCGUGAACGGCGGACACGGCAUCAAAAACCCAUUGAUUGUGAGCAGCGGUCACCACACGAAGGGCUCACAAGUGAUCCCAGAGCGGGAGCGGGAGAUCGAAGAUCCACUCAAGUGUCAGGUCUGCGGAAAACGGUUCACUUUAGCGCGACUUCUGAACCGACAUCUCAAAUGUCACUCAGACGUCAAACGCUAUUUGUGUACAUUUUGUGGCAAAGGAUUCAACGAUACCUUCGACUUGAAGAGACACACCCGAACCCACACCGGUGUGCGUCCCUAUCGGUGCAACUUUUGUGAUAAGUCUUUUACACAGAGAUGUUCUCUGGAAUCGCAUACUCUGAAAGUGCACGGAAUUGCACACGAAUAUGGGUAUAAGGAGCGCAGGAAUAAGGUGUACGUCUGCGAGGAAUGCGGCAAUACUACAAACCAACCCGAGACUCAUUACAUGCAUCUGAAAUGCCAUCACCCGUACAGUCCAGCGUUGGCCAAGUUUUACGACAAAAGACAUUUCAAGUUCAAUGACAACGACUUUCCAUUCAAAGAAUAA